AUGGCACCAUCAAUCGUGACCUCAGACCAACCAACAUCGCCUGUGGCGGAUGGUAAGGUCCCUGCGGCUUUCACCACCAAAGACGCGAAGGACCUUCCGGAGAGCCUGCUUUCGCAUUUCGCUGACCGUAUCAACGCCAACACCGAUAAUGGUCCAAAAUCCACAACUAGCGACCCGCUCAACGAAUACUCAGUUCCAUUCUAUAACCAAUACGCUUUAAACCCCCGCAAACUCCGCAUCAUCACGAUCGGUGCCGGCUUUUCUGGGCUAGUGCUUGCUCACAAAUUCCAACAUGCCUACCCUGAGCUCCAGGGAUUUGUUGAUCACACGAUCUUCGAAGGCCGAAGCGAGAUCGGAGGAACAUGGCUAGUCAAUACUUACCCCGGAGUGCAAUGUGAUGUGCCCUCUCAUAUCUAUGCCUUCCCAUUCGAUCCUAACCCAGAAUGGCCCCGCUUCUAUUCCAGCGGACCUGCCAUUCAAGAGUACAUCAAGGCCACAGUAAAGAAGUGGAACCUUGACCGUGAUAUCCAGUUAGAAACCCAGGUUGUUGGUGCCUAUUGGCAGGAAAAGUCGGGAAAAUGGAAGCUUAUUGUGAAGCACAAUGGAGUCGAGCGUGAAGAGCACUGCGACAUUUUGAUCUCAGGCCAAGGUAACUUGGUAAGCCCUUCCUGGCCCAAGAUUCCCGGGCUUUCCGAUUUCAAAGGGCAUGUUACGCACUCUGCACGGUGGGACCAUGACUUCGAUUACUCCAACAAGCGGAUAGCUGUUAUUGGCAAUGGGUCUUCUGGCAUCCAGAUUGUGCCUCAAAUGGUCAAACUGCCAGGUACGACGGUGCGCAACUUUAUUCGUGGUCCAGCUUGGGUCUAUUAUCGUGUUCCACCCUCAAAGCAUCUUGGGAGAGAAACCGAUGACACAAACCCCGAGUUCCUCGAAGAAGAGAAAGAGCGCUUCCGCGAUCCUGUCCAACAUCGGGAGUACCGCAAAGGGAUUAUCCACCGUACUAAUAAGGCAUUCCGAUUGUUCAUUAAAGGAGAGUACAAUGAACAGACCGUGGCACUAGCAUCGGCCCAGAUGGCUGAGAAGCUCAACCACGAUCCCGUACUAUGCGAACAGCUUAUUCCCAAGUGGGAGAUCGGUUGCCGUCGAGUGACCCCGGGCCCUGGCUACCUAGAGUCAUUCUCAAAGCCGAAUUGCAGCCUCACCUCGAGCACAAUUACCAGGAUCACCGAGAAGGGUAUUGUCACUGCUGAUGGGCAGGAGUUUGAGUGCGAUGUUUUGGUUUGUGCCACUGGCUUCGACGUCUCUAAAUGCCCUCAAUAUCCUCUGGUCGGCCAGAACGGAGUUGACCUAGCUCAGAAAUGGAAGAAUGAGCCUACCUCUUACCUAUCAGUGGGAACCGACGACUUCCCCAACUUUUUCACAAUGGCUGGCCCCAACUGCCUCUGUGGUCACGGGUCCCUCGUCGAAGCAUUGAACUGGACAGGCGACUACUUCGUGAAGAUGAUCAAGAAGAUCGCCACAGAAGAUAUCAAAUACAUGGUUCCAAAGCUCUCAUCUGUGAAGGCAUUCGGCACAUAUCAAGACGAAAUCCACAAGACAUUGGUGUGGUCCGGCUCCUGCAGCAGCUGGUACAAGAGAGGCACCGUGGAUGGCCGAGUGACACAUCUGUUCGCAGGCAGUGCUAUCCUGUUCCGCCGCCUGCUCGGCGAGAUCCGCUCGGAACACUAUGACAUUGCUUACAACUCGGGAAAUCCGUUCCGCUUCCUGGGCAAUGGAUUCACUGAGUGGGAAAUGAAUGAGGAUGCCGAUCUGGGAUGGUAUGUGCAGGUUGCCAAACCGGUGCCCGAAGCUCAAUCUCGCGAUGAUAUGAGCUGGGUAGCAAAAUAG
This is a messenger RNA of Penicillium vulpinum, 1887 nucleotides long. RefSeq names its product flavin-containing monooxygenase. The record is from RefSeq and is a predicted model, not a curated record. Bases 1 to 1887 code for a protein of 628 amino acids. The transcript is spliced from 5 exons. NCBI's taxonomy places the organism in Eukaryota, Fungi, Ascomycota, Eurotiomycetes, Eurotiales, Aspergillaceae. Gene Ontology annotation, molecular function: flavin adenine dinucleotide binding; N,N-dimethylaniline monooxygenase activity; NADP binding.